Anopheles funestus (African malaria mosquito) is the source of this 4227-nucleotide messenger RNA. RefSeq names its product beta-galactoside alpha-2,6-sialyltransferase 2 (gene SiaT). The transcript is spliced from 6 exons. Gene Ontology annotation, molecular function: sialyltransferase activity. Bases 472 to 1686 code for a protein of 404 amino acids. The record is from RefSeq and is a predicted model, not a curated record. Lineage: Eukaryota; Metazoa; Arthropoda; Insecta; Diptera; Culicidae.
ACGUUAAAGCUGUGUGAGGUAGGUAGCAAGCUGUUGCUCUUGAAAAUUUACAUCAAAAAAGAAAAAGUCACAUCCUCGGUGGAAAAUCAAGCGCCUGCGUACUACUGACAUCCUUCCAGGGCGUACUUAUGUUCGAUUUUACGAACGAUAGUUCAUUUAUUACGGUCCAUCGGCAUGGACUAGACAUCGUUUACGUCGGUAAAGCAAACAUUUUACACUUGUUGACAGUGAAUUCCAGGCGUAGUAAAUACUGUUUGAUUGCUCCUCAAUAUGAGUACGAUCGUAAAUGGUAAUGCCAAGCAUACGAAACGAGUGUUUCGCGGCGGUAGACAGGAAACAAUGUAGUGAUAAUUGUUGUGAGUGAAGAUAAUAGUAAAAAAGUGGAAGAGCUUUUACACUGCCGAUAAAGUAUAUUUAAAGCGAUUUUCGAUACUUUUAGGAACUAUAGGCGUAAUAUUAAUUACAGCUGCCAUGAAGGUACUCAAAACUAAGAUGAAAUCGCUAAUCGAAUUAUAUACAUUUUUCAUAUUUACUUUAACAUUAUCACAAGCUAUCGAGAAACGCAGUGUGUUCUACGUCAAGCAUAACUCUACCGAGAAAACACAGAAAUCGGUUUCAUCGAGCGAUGAGAAACCCACCCUCUGGCUCAAGGAUCACGAUGCGCCCCGAAUACGACCGCAUUUCAGCUUAACCAAAACGUCCAAUUUCUUGUUUGACCUGAACCGAUAUCGUUGCAGUGAUCCGGUCAAUGCUGACUGCAUUAACCGGACCGUGUUGUUUAGAACAAAAAUUAUAGGAGAAUUACGCAAGCGACUAAAAGAACCAUUCACCGAUGGGGAUCACUAUCAGGUACGUUACGGCCGGCCACUAGAACCGCUGGCUAGUCCGGUCUGUCGGAUGGUAAGGGCAAAUGUACGCGUUCUAUCCUGGAAGGAACCACCAUUUACGUGGAAUGAAAUUGGUAGCUACCUGCCAACGACACCACUAUUCGGUAACAUCACGAAUGGGAGCUGUGUCAUCGUUGCUAGCGCAGGUUCGCUGAAACGGUCUCAGCUGGGUUCGUUUAUCGACGAGCACGACAUCGUGAUGCGGUUUAACCAUGCCCCUACCGAAGGGUUUGAAGCGGAUGUCGGCUCGAAGACUACCAUCCGUGUGGUCAAUUCACAAGUCGUUACAAAACCCGAAUAUCGACUCCUGACAGCACCACUGUUCCGCAAUGUCACGAUUGCUGCUUGGGACCCGGGAAAGUAUGAACAAUCCCUUCCCGAAUGGCUAGCAACUCCGGAUUUUAAUUUGUUUGAGAACUUUAAAAAGUUCCGCAGUAAUCAUCCACAGUCAAACUUCCAUAUCAUAGAUCCGCGCAGCAUUUGGAGAGCAUGGACUGCUCUACAAGACCUAACCCAAACACCAAUACGAAAAAAUCCACCAACAUCAGGAUUUAUAGGAUUGGGACUUUUAAUGCCCGUGUGCCGGUACAUAGACGUCGUGGAGUAUAUCCCGAGCACGCGCAUGAACGGAUUGUGUCAUUACUAUGAUGACGAACUUAAUCUUGGUUGUACGUUCGGUGCCUGGCAUCCACUAGCGGCGGAGAAGCUUCUCGUCUUCCAAAUGAACUCGGCCGAUGACUACAGUGUCUUCCAGCAGGGCACCGUACGUAUUCGCACUGAUCAGCUAGACCGGUGCUAGAGAACGACGACUUCCGGCACCUGUCCGAUUCGCUCGUCGAUGAAUACGGUGCAAUGGAAUGCUCCUCCCAAACCCCCUUGAUGACACGAGACAUAACGCCGCGCUGGGCUAAAUGUCGUCGCUGACUGGCGAAACAAUUAACAACGGUGCGAAUUAAUUAAGCAAUUCAAAUCGACAGCUGAGGUCAGGACGGCGCGUGCCCGUCUGCAGCCGUCGCCCAACACCGGCAUUAGACAUUCCAUUCGACGGGUGUAUCUGCCUUCCAUUGCCCGUCGUCCGCAAAGGAUGUGCAUCAAGAUUAGAAAUAAAGAAGCCGAGAGAGAUAGAGGGAACUAUGCGAUAAACCAACAAAUCAGGUCUUCCUUCCCUCACACACACACACACACGAUCUGGGGACGUGAGUGCAUAUCGAAUUCACUGACAUUUACACUCCCAAGCAGCAAUGGCACGAGAGCAGCAAUUAAAUUACCGGUGGAACGCUGUAGGAAUUUACACUGCCUGGUGUAGUAAAAAAGGGCCUCUUGGCAUAACUUCCCGGCGGAUGCAGAAACCUUGCAGUUAUUUAUUACGCAUUCUGUAGAUCCUCCUGAGACGGGGGAGCAAUGACACGCGCUGAUCCUCCACUCUGACCCAGGGAAAAAGUCAAAGAUUCUGCUGCCACCAGCUGUGGGUGUUUGAGCUUUGAGAAAAGAUUUACAACUUCCAAUAUAUUUUCACUUAAAUUUUAACAACCGGAAGCAACCGUACAGGUAUGCUGUGCUUCUUAAGCAGCGACACGCGAUGGGCAGCUGCUGUACGCGAAGCUGUAAAUUGGACUUUUAUCGCUUGAUCUGAUCGCGAGCACAUGUGCAUACACAGCGACCGAACGUGCGCCCGCUGCUCAAGGCAUUCGGAUACACCGAAAGAUGCACCCGAGACUUUUACGACAUGAACUUGGCAAAGUUUUACGAGUACUUUGUCUAGGCCAAAUGUUGCGUCGCUACCGUGAAUCAGGUUGAUGCUAAUUAGUUACACCAAACUGGUGCCGAAAUGAGUUUGUUUUUGUUUUGAGAUUUCUUUUAUUAUUUUUAUUGUGUCGGAAAGCACAUUCCGCUCGAACACGUUUAAAGUCCGUUGAGCUUAAAUUUGCAUGUGCUGUGCUUAAUAAGGAGUUUGAUUGUGGUAUUUUUAUUGAGUGUGUUCCUUAAUGUUUGUUUAUAUUUUCAACUAGUUUCUUUAAUUUGAUAAACAGAACUUAAAAAUUAUACCUUUUUUGGGAAACUUAUUUCAAUAUUGGAUUUUUAAUACAAAUAGCAAUCAAAUGGAAAAUCAAUAAAAAUAAUUCUUUAUUACAAAAUAGAAACAAAAUUUUCUUUUUUUUCAAUUUCUCCAAUUCUUUAAGUUUCACGCAAGUUGGCUUACAAAUCACCAAAGUGAAUGAUUAAUUAAAAUGAAAUUAAUUCCCUUCGAUUGGGUAAACCCCAUGAUAUUAUUCGGCAUGUUCCUGCUAAUUACAUAAGUGGAAAAAAUCGCCCAAACGCUCUUCAAUUCGGCGUCUUUUCUUUUAAUUAAACAACGAGUUAUGAAUUUCAAUGCAUUGAUUUCGAUAGUCUCAAUUCCUGCUAAUUCCAUAAAUGGAAAAGAUCGCCCAAACGCUCUUCAAUUCGGCGUCUUUUUUUUUAAUUAAACAACGAGUUAUGAAUUUCAAUGCAUUGAUUUCGAUAGUCUCAAUGAAUCACCAGUGCGGGAAGCGCAUCUACUUACUCGCGCAUCCAUGAUCUGCUUCUUCGUCACGUACUACUGAUCGUGAGCGAAGGUUCAAUGCUUGCGGAACAAUUCUAAGGAUAACUCGCCCAUCCGCAAACAAACUGCUCAUUCACAAUGCAAGGACGCCAUUCUAUUGAUCAUUCGCACAACUGCAAGAACCUAUCGAUCAUUCACCGUUCCCGGUAGUGUGUUCUUAGGUGGGAAAGAAAGCAUUUCGAACCCAUACAAUGAGUCCUUCAUGCGUGAUGAUGUAUGGGAAAAGAAUGAACCUCGUAUCCGGUGCAAUGGUGAAAAGAUGCACCAUAUCUCCGACGUUCCUAACUCCGAGCUCACCCACUCUCACCUGCUGUCGAUCGCAACUGGAUGAUUUAUGCGUCUUUGUUUAUUUGUGAUCUUCGCUUUCUGUACAUUCAACCUGACUACAAUAGGACCAACGCUUAGAGACAGUGGAAAGUUAUUUACUACAUCUAUUAUCAUUCUAUUUUAUGUGUUUGUUUGUUUUUUGUACAACCGACAAACAAUUAUCUAAAUGUAGCUAUUACGUUGCGCUGUGUUUCCUUUUUAUUGAUUUGCAUACCAAAUUCUGUUUCAACUCAUUUUUUCUCCUAACCGGCAAGAACACGUUCGAAAAACUGUCACAAUGCUUAUCACCUGUCUCAUUCAUCACCUAUUUCGGGUUAUUCCAUGCAGUCAAAUUUUCACCAUUCCUCAAUUGUUGCUCGAGGCAGCAUGUAUAAACCACUCGUUCGGUGGUUUGAUUACCAAAGGAACGUCAGCGAUGCGUCAUUCUUUCGA